GACUCACGUGGACGAGGCGCUCUUAAAACCUAGCUCCUGACUUUUCCUCAAGUUCAAUUUUUUGGGAUUCCCUCCCACCCUAACCGCAUCAAGACGCUUUUACUUUUCCAGUUGUCACUAUUUAACCCAGUUUAUCUCUCCCUUUUUCCGUUUUUUUUUCUUUUCUUCUUUUCUAUUACUCAGCGGCGCUAUUCCUCCACUUCGUCUUGCUCCCUUUUCUACAGCAGCCCCAGACUCUUGCCUCGCUCUGCUUAGAGCUCUUUAAACCCGUUUUUUUUAGUUCUUCUGCCUCUGAGGAAUGCCACCGGUGCUCCUGCGGAGCGUCCGGCGGGGGAGCUGAGAAGCCUUCAGCGGACCGCGCUCGGCCACGACGCCGCGGUCGCUGUCCACGGUGCUGAAGCGCACCGGGCAGAGGACUCCCGCCGCUGCCGGAAGCGGAUCAUCUUCCUGCUUUAGACUUUUUUUGACGCCGAAUCGAUUGUUACACCAACUGCGUUAUUGAUUGCGUCUCGUCAGACGUGCCGACAACAAGAAAAUCGGAUAAACGAACAGUUUGUGCGUGUGUUUUUUUUUUAUUUCAUCCGGAACUAUUUCCCUUUAAAGAUCCGAAAGGGAGAGUGGAAGUAAAGCGGAUGAAAACAAGCGACGGAGGUGCGCGUCCAGGAUCAAACUUGAAAAUAACCCGUCUUCCUUAGAAUAAAACUUGCCCCUACUACCAAAUGGUCAUUUAAGAAAAUAAGAAAGAAGGCCUCAUCGGAACAAUGGAGGCGUCCGCCAAUGGGUCCAGUUUCGGCAUUGACUCGCUGCUGUCCCACCGGCCGGGGAGCCCGCUGUCCAAGGGGGACGGUCUGCUGUCGGGGGAGUGCCGCUCGCCGCUGGAGUUCAGCCCCAGGUCGGACGUGGAGAGCGGCUGCUCGUCGCCUCCGUCGCCCAGGAGGGAGUGCGUCGAGGAGGCAGUCCAGAGGCAGGUGCACGGCGCGGGGCUGCCGCCGCACCUGCAGCACGCACAGAUCUCCGCGGGCGCGCAGCAGCGGACCGUGACGUCCUCCUUCCUCAUCAGGGACAUCCUGGCGGACUGCAAGCCGCUGGCCGCCUGCGCGCCCUACUCCAGCAACGGGCAGCCGACGCAGGAGGCCGGCAGGCUGGCCUCCAAAAUAGCGGACGAGUUCAUCGAAAAGAUCCACAGCAACUCCUCGUCGGACAGCGAGUAUAAAGUGAAAGAGGAGGGGGACCGGGAGAUCUCCAGCAGCAGGGACAGUCCCCAGGUCCGACUGAAGAAGCCCAGGAAGGCCCGCACGGCCUUCACGGACCACCAGCUGGCGCAGCUGGAGCGCAGCUUCGAGCGCCAGAAGUACCUGAGCGUCCAGGACCGAAUGGAGCUGGCGGCCUCACUCAACCUCACCGACACGCAGGUCAAGACCUGGUACCAGAACCGGAGGACAAAGUGGAAGCGGCAGACUGCGGUCGGGCUGGAGCUGCUGGCGGAAGCGGGGAACUACUCCGCCCUGCAGAGGAUGUUCCCGUCCCCGUAUUUCUACCCGCAGAGCCUGGUGUCCAACCUGGACCCCGGGGCGGCCUUGUACCUGUACAGGGGUCCCUCGGCGCCCCCGCCGGCCCUACAGAGACCCCUGGUCCCGCGCAUCCUGCUGCACGGCCUGCAGGGGGGCGGAGAGCCGCCGCCGCCUCCGCCGCCUCCUCUUCCACCCAUGUCCGGAGUGCUGCCCCGGCCUGCGCAGCAGCGGUGAGCCGGGCCCCCCCUGCUGAGUUUUUAUAGAACAGACUGGACCCGUUAGAAUAAACAGGACGAAUAAAGACAGAACCGUCAGAGGACCAGAAAGAGUUCGGCCUUAACGGGACAAAACUGGCCGGCUGUCAGGAUGGAUCUGACCAGAACAGACUAAAAAACUGACGAUUCGUUGUUUCCUUUCAUUUCUUUGUCUUUGCGAGACAAAAGGUUUAUUUAUAAUUUAUUUAUUUUUCAGGAUGCAUUAAAGCCUCUAAGUGAAGUAUUUAUUUACACCCACCUUCAGUAUUCGGGCUCCGGCACUUCGACCUCAAGCCAAUUAUUAUUAUUAUUAUUAUUAUUAUUAUUAUUAUUAUUAUUAUUAUUAUUAUUUGCAGGUAAAAUUCGCAAAGAUGAGCAAACUUUCCUGUAUGAAUAAAAAGUAGUUGUAAAAUCCAAAGGAACACUUUUUUGUCAUUCAUCUGAGUCAUGAACGUGUAAAUAAGAAAUAAGAAGACCUUUUUUUUUUUUUUUUGAUUGUUUGCUACUGUGUCCAGUUUAAACCGAAGCGGUGGGAUAAUAAAUAUAUGGUCUGAGGAAAAGGAUGGACUGGGUGUUUGGAGCCACAAAGCUCUGUUCUCGCUGACUUCAAUAUGUCAAAUUAUUUAUAUCUAAAGACGCGGUCUUACCCCAACUCAGAAUUUUAAAGCGCCGCCUUGGUGAGGCCUCGUUUUGUAUUUUUUAUCGGUAAUUGAUUAAGCAGACCUGGGUCCAGCGCUCAGGUGGGCGAUGCCAGUUGAUCUGUUGACGUUGUGCAUCAUUUCUGUUAUUUCAUAUGACGCUGUGAUACUAACUCCGUACUGUUCCGACUCUCCUUUAUAUUGGUGAACAUGUAUAUUGCAGAUAUCAACCUUGUGGAGUGAUUUUGGUAUAAUUACAUUUCCUGGAUUUCAUUUAACUGAUUUUUCUCCCCCUUUCUUUCAAAAUUUCAGUUAAUUCAGGUUCUUGAAAGAAGUUCCCUCUCAAAAAAAGUGGUGAAGUUUACUUUUAUUUUUCAGUGAAGUUCACAGCAAAGGCUGGACUGAUUAAAAAAAAAAAGAUGAAAAAAAGAAAAAGAGGAGGCGGUAUUUGAUGUAAAAGAGAAUUACUUUUAUAAAUGUGGAAAUAAAAAAAAAAUGUCUUUCAUUUAA
Fundulus heteroclitus (mummichog) is the source of this 2913-nucleotide messenger RNA. It is a transcript of the gene barhl1b, whose product is annotated as BarH-like homeobox 1b. Gene Ontology annotation, biological process: regulation of transcription by RNA polymerase II. Bases 762 to 1745 code for a protein of 327 amino acids. Gene Ontology annotation, molecular function: RNA polymerase II transcription regulatory region sequence-specific DNA binding; DNA-binding transcription factor activity, RNA polymerase II-specific. Gene Ontology annotation, cellular component: nucleus. Lineage: Eukaryota; Metazoa; Chordata; Actinopteri; Cyprinodontiformes; Fundulidae. The transcript is spliced from 3 exons. The record is from RefSeq and is a predicted model, not a curated record.